AUGCUGGAGGAGAGAAAGGCCUCAGAGGAUGUAGUGAGGGAGAACCUGCAGGUUGUUGGUGUGACUGAGGAGAAUGUUCAUGACAAGAUGAACCACACUGGAGAGAAACCGUAUCAGUGCUCACAGUGUGAGAAGAAUUUUAAUACACAGAGUAAUCUUAAAGUACACCAGCACAUUCACCAUGGAGAGAAACCAUAUCAGUGCUCAAAGUGUGGAAAGAGUUUUAAACAUCACAAUGAUCUUAAAAGACACCAGCGCAUUCACACUGGAGAGAAACCGUAUCAGUGCUCACAGUGUGGAAAGAGUUUUAAUAUACAGAGUAAUCUAAAAAAACAUCAGCGCAUUCACACUGGAGAGAAACCGUAUCAGUGCUCAAAGUGUGAGAAGAGUUUUAAUGGACAGAGUGAUCUCAAAACACACCAGCGCAUUCACAGUGGAGAGAAACCCUAUCAGUGCUCACAGUGUGGAAAAAGUUUUAGUCAACAGAGUAAUCUCAAAAAACACCAACGCAUUCACACUGGAGAGAAACCGUAUCAGUGCGCACAGUGUGGGAAGAGUUUUAAUCAACAGAGUUAUCUCAAAAUACACCAGCGCAUUCACACUGGAGAGAAAUCGUAUCAGUGUGCACAGUGUGAAAAGAGUUUUAAUACAAAGCGUGAGCUUAAAAUACACCAGCGCAUUCACAGUGGAGAGAAACCGUAUCAGUGCUCACAGUGUGGGAAGAGUUUUAUUACACAGAGAGUUCUCAAAACCCACCAGCGCAUUCACACUGGAGAGAAACCGUAUCAGUGCUCACAGUGUGGAAAGAGUUUUAUUACACAGAGUAAUCUCAAAAUACACCAGCGCAUUCACACUGGAGAGAAACCGUAUCAGUGCUCACAGUGCCAUAAGUGUGGAAAGAGUUUUGCUCAACAGGGUACCCUUCAAAAACACCAGCGCAUUCACACAGGAGAGAAGCCAUUUCAGUGCUCAGAGUGUGGAAGCAGUUUUUCUCGUCAGAGUACGCUCCAAAGACACCAGCACAUUCACACAGGAGAGAAGCCAUUUCAGUGCUCGGACUGUGAAAAGAGUUUUACUCAAAGCAGUAACCUUAAAUCACACCAGCGUAUUCACACAGGAGAGAAACCGUAUUACUGCUCAGAGUGUGGGAGGAGUUUUUCUUACAGUAAUGCUCUUAAAGUACACCAGCGUAUUCACACUGGAGAAAAGCCACAUCACUGCUCAGAGUGUGGAAAGAGUUUCAUUCAAAGUUGUGACCUUAAAGUACACCAGCGUGUUCACACUGGAGAGAAGCCCUAUCACUGCUCAGAGUGUGGAAAGGGUUUUAUUCAAAGAAGUGACCUUAAAGUACACCAGCGUGUUCACACUGGAGAGAAGCCGUAUCACUGCUUAGAGUGUGGAAAGAGUUUUGCUCAACAGAAUAACCUUCAAAAACACCAGCGUAUUCACACAGGAGAGAAACCAUAUUACUGCUCAGAGUGUGGAAAGAGUUUUGCUGAACAUGGUACCCUUCAAAAACACCAGCGUAUUCACACAGGAGAGAAACCAUAUAACUGCACUGAGUGUGGAAAGAGUUUUGCUGAACAUAGUACCCUUCAAAACCACCAGCGUAUUCACACAGGAGAGAAACCGUAUAACUUCACUGAGUGUGGAAAAAGUUUUACUCAAAGUAGUGCCCUUAAAGUACACCAGCGCAUUCACACAGGAGAGAAACCGUAUCACUGCUUAGAGUGUGGAAAGAGUUUUACUCAAAGUAGCGUCCUUACAGUACACCAGCGUAUUCACACAGGAGAGAAGCCGUAUCACUGCUCAGAGUGUGGAAAGAUUUUUGCUCAUGAAAAUAAUCUCAAACGGCACCAGCGCAUUCACACUGGAGAGAAACCAUAUCGGUGCUCACAGUGUGGAAAGAGUUUUAAUACAAAGAGUGAGCUCAAAAUACACCAGCGCAUUCACAGUGGACAGAAACCGUAUCAGUGCUCACAGUGUGGAAAGAGUUUUAAUCAACAGGGUCAUCUCAAAACACACCAGCGCAUUCACAGUGGAGAGAAACCGUAUCAGUGCUCACAGUGUGGGAAGGGUUUUAAUACAAAGAGUGAUCUGAAAAAACACCAGCACAUUCACACUGGAGAGAAACCGUAUCAGUGCUCACAGUGUGGAAAAAGUUUUAAUCAACAGAGUCAUAUCAAAAUCCACCAGCGCAUUCACACUGGAGAGAAACCGUAUCAGUGCUCACAAUGUGGUAGGGGUUUUAAUACAAAUAAUGAUCUCAUAACACACCAGCGCAUUCACACCGGAGAGAAACCAUAUCAGUGCUCACAGUGUGGAAAGAGUUUUAAUACAAAGAGUGAGGUUAAAAUACACCAGCGCAUUCACACUGGAGAGAAACCGUAUCAGUGCUCACAGUGUGGGAAGAGUUUUAUUCAACUGAGUCAUCUCAAAAUCCACCAGCGCAUUCACACUGGAGAGAAACCGUAUCAGUGCUCACAGUGUGGGAAGAGUUUUAAUCAACAGAGUCAUUUCAAAAUCCACCAGCGCAUUCACACUGGAGAGAAACCGUAUCAGUGCUCACAUUGUGGGAAGAGUUUUAAUCAACAGAGUGCUUUCAAAACACACCAGCGCAUUCACACUGGAGAGAAACCGUAUCAGUGCUCACAGUGUGGAAAGAGUUUUAUUACACAGAGUGAUCUAAAAAAACACCAGCGCAUUCACACUGGAGAAAAACCGUAUUUCUGCUCACAGUGUGGGAAGCGUUUUAAUGCACAGAGUAAGCUCAAAAUACACCAGCGCAUUCACACUGGAGAGAAACCAUAUCGGUGCUCACAGUGUGGAAAGAGUUUUAAUACAAAGAGUGAGCUCAAAAUACACCAGCGCAUUCACAGUGGACAGAAACCGUAUCAGUGCUCACAGUGUGGAAAGAGUUUUAAUCAACAGGGUCAUCUCAAAACACACCAGCGCAUUCACAGUGGAGAGAAACCGUAUCAGUGCUCACAGUGUGGGAAGGGUUUUAAUACAAAGAGUGAUCUGAAAAAACACCAGCACAUUCACACUGGAGAGAAACCGUAUCAGUGCUCACAGUGUGGAAAAAGUUUUAAUCAACAGAGUCAUAUCAAAAUCCACCAGCGCAUUCACACUGGAGAGAAACCGUAUCAGUGCUCACAAUGUGGUAGGGGUUUUAAUACAAAUAAUGAUCUCAUAACACACCAGCGCAUUCACACCGGAGAGAAACCAUAUCAGUGCUCACAGUGUGGAAAGAGUUUUAAUACAAAGAGUGAGGUUAAAAUACACCAGCGCAUUCACACUGGAGAGAAACCGUAUCAGUGCUCACAGUGUGGGAAGAGUUUUAUUCAACUGAGUCAUCUCAAAAUCCACCAGCGCAUUCACACUGGAGAGAAACCGUAUCAGUGCUCACAGUGUGGGAAGAGUUUUAAUCAACAGAGUCAUUUCAAAAUCCACCAGCGCAUUCACACUGGAGAGAAACCGUAUCAGUGCUCACAUUGUGGGAAGAGUUUUAAUCAACAGAGUGCUUUCAAAACACACCAGCGCAUUCACACUGGAGAGAAACCGUAUCAGUGCUCACAUUGUGGAAAGAGCUUUAAUCAACAAAGUGCUCUCAAAACACACCAGCGCAUUCACACUGGAGAGAAACCAUAUCAGUGCUCACAUUGUGGAAAGAGCUUUAAUCAACAGAGUGCUCUCAAAACACACCAGCGCAUUCACACUGGAGAGACAUUAGCUGCAUCCAGAAUCGCAUACUGACAGAGUCUGUACUAGAUUGGAGGAAGUACGCAGCGCUUUCAGUACAGAAGUGUGCAGUAUGCACACAACACUAGGGGUGGGCGAUAUGGCCUUUAAAAAAUAUCAUGAUAUCUUAGCGAUAAUGAUAUUCACUCGGGAUACAUAAGAACACACUUGUUUUGCAGACACUCAGGAAAUUUAAGGUACAAAUGUUACUAAAUGUCCAUUAAAUUAAGC
Molecule: messenger RNA, 3972 nt
Organism: Trichomycterus rosablanca
Lineage: Eukaryota; Metazoa; Chordata; Actinopteri; Siluriformes; Trichomycteridae
Product: zinc finger protein 271-like
Exons: 5
Coding region: 1-3756 (1251 amino acids)
Biological process (GO): regulation of transcription by RNA polymerase II
Molecular function (GO): RNA polymerase II cis-regulatory region sequence-specific DNA binding; DNA-binding transcription factor activity, RNA polymerase II-specific
Source: RefSeq, a predicted model, not a curated record